GCGAAGCCUGUCCGGCCGUGUCGGCGGAGCGGGAGCGGAGUGCCGGAGGCAGGACCCGAAGGGGGGGGCGGACGCGCCGGAGGAAAGCCCGGAGGGGAGAGCCUGGUUUGCAAGCCACUCUGCCGAAUUAAUAUGCGAGGUUUGCUGGAGCUGGGGAUACACAACGCCCGCCCAGAGGAGUGCUGGGAGGAACGUGGCUUGAUCUCCCUCUUGUGGAAAAUUAUUGGAACUAUAUUCUGGUGAUACUGAGGAGAAGAAGUCCAGCAUCCACCAGGGAACAAAUGAUGGCAGCAGUUACCAUGCCACCUGAUGCUCUUGUCAGCCCUCAAGGAAGUGAAGAGAUGGACUCUCUAAUUGUACUGCAUUAUAAUUACACAGGAAAGCUUAUUUUAAGGGAAAAGGCAACUGAUAAUAUAGACCUGCCCACUAUUGCAUUUCUGAUUCUAUGUAGUUUCAUAGUCCUGGAAAACUUGAUGGUGUUGAUUGCCAUAUGGAAAAACAAUAAAUUUCACAACCGCAUGUACUUUUUCAUUGGCAAUCUAGCUCUCUGUGAUCUUUUAGCUGGGAUUGUUUACAAAGUGAACAUUCUUAUGUCUGGGAAGAAGACUCUGAGCUUAUCCUCCACAAUCUGGUUCAUUAGGGAAGGCAGCAUGUUUGUUGCCCUGGGAGCCUCCACUUUCAGCUUGCUAGCAAUAGCUAUUGAGCGGCAUUUAACCAUGAUUAAAAUGAGGCCUUACGAUGCCAACAAAAAAUACAGAGUGUUCCUUCUCAUUGGUACGUGCUGGCUCAUUUCAAUUUCCUUGGGUGCCUUACCCAUCCUCGGCUGGAACUGUAUAAACAACUUACCAGAUUGCUCAACAAUUUUGCCUCUGUACUCCAAAAAGUAUGUUGUGUUCUGCAUCAGUAUCUUCAUAGCCAUUUUGGUUGCCAUUGUCAUCCUUUAUGCCCGUAUCUACAUCCUGGUUAAGUCCAGCAGUCGCAAUGUCACCAACCACAACAACUCGGAGCGGUCCAUGGCGCUCCUUAGGACUGUCGUGAUCGUCGUGAGCGUCUUCAUUGCCUGUUGGUCUCCGCUCUUCAUCCUGUUCCUCAUUGAUGUGGCCUGCAGAGUCAAGGAGUGCUCUGUCUUGUACAAAGCCAACUGGUUUAUUGCUCUGGCGGUCAUCAACUCUGCAAUGAACCCAAUCAUUUACACCCUGGCCAGUAAGGAAAUGCGCCGCGCUUUCUUUCGCCUUGUUUGUGGCUGCCUGGUGAAAUCCAAGGUGGCCAGAUCCUUGCCUAUUCAGCCCACACCGGAUCACAGUCGGAGCAAGUCCAGCAGCAGCAACACCCAGAAGCCAAAGGAAGAUUUCCCACCGAUGAACGUUCCCUCGUGUGUCGCCGAGAAAAAUGAAUCUUCAUUUCACAACGGGAACUUCUGUAAGUAAAGGACUCCUCAAGACAAGUACUUUUCCGUGGCUUUUAGAUUUAAACUACAAGUGUAGUUUAAAUAUUCAUGCACUUAAAUCACAGGGGAAGACACUAACCACUUAUUUAACUUUGAGGACUUAUUUAUCAACAAUCAUGUGUUUGGGGUGAUCAUUCAGUAACACACCUGAUGCAGAAAAAAACGAUUCAUGUUGCCCAACAGCCAGGACAGAGUCCGUGUUCAUUUAAGGACAUCACACACCACAAUGGCAUUGCAUGCUGAGACUGUAUUUGGCACUUACUGGUUUUGGAAGACAUCACUAAAACCUGUUAGAAACUUUAGAUUCACUAAAGACUGCUGAUGGUUGGAAAAUAAACCCGAUUAUUGUCAGCUGGGAGAAGAGUUCAUUACGUAUGUUGUAAUGUUGAAUUUAGUUCUCUAUAUGUAUCUUGCUGUUAUGUUAAUGGCCUUAUAUAUAUGUGGUAUAAAUAGCUGUAUAUUUGUACAAUUUCUUACUAAAAAUUCAUUGUUUGGUAAAAGUUUACAAUAUGCUAAACAUUGUAUUGCAGUAUACAGUGUAAGGUGACUAAUUAUACAAAUAGAUGUGUUUCAAUGGGGAUAUUUAAAAUGAAGUAGUAACUUUUAACUGUCAGGAACUUUAACAUGUCAUAUCAAUGCAGUAUUUUUUUUUUUUUUCAUUGUUAUUCAAACUUUUCAUGUUUAGUGAAAGACAAUAUGUCAGUUGUCACUGUGGCAUUUCACAACACAUUUUAAGCAGUAGUAAAUAGCCAUUGAGAGAGGACAUAUAUGUUUGCUAUUUAAAGUAGUCAAAAUGUGACCCCACAAUACACAUGUAACAAAUGUGUAUUCGCAUACUGUUUCAGUGCAUAUAAUUCUGCUUACUAUUUUCAGUGUAUUUAAAAAUUUAUGUCCAACCUAUGUAAACCUGUGUACAUUGUGAAUGCACUACCUGAGCUGAGAUCCUUCAGUUUUGAAACAGAGACAUAUCAUUUCAGAAAGCAAUGAACCACAGUGGGUUCCUAUGGAGUUCCUUCUUUCCAGGCACCACCACAGCAUGGGAUUGUGUCAGGAAUUCUCCCUGGGAAGUUUAGCAAGUGGGACAAUAUCCCAUUUUCUGUCAAUGGGACCCUGCACUUCUAUCACCUCCGGACACUUUUGCAGAUACAGGAGAAAAGAUGCGGUACAACAGGAUCAUACUGAAGGGCAUACCUCCAUUUAUGCCUGACCCUGCCUUGGAUCUGGAAGGAAAGGUUGUUGGUUUGGAAGACCUGGAGCCCCAGCCCCAGCCUUUUGAGAGGCUGUUCCAGAGAAGCCUGAAAGCAACUUUUCGGUUCGUCACUGCGUUACCAGCCUUGGUACAGAAUGGUGGUCAGUGUCAAAGGGUUCCCUGAGACCCAGAGUGGUUAAGACUUCAUAAACAUCUGGUUUCAAGUCCUCAUGGAGGCAGCCCGUGGCACUUCCAUCAAUAAUCCUUUAUGGCUGGAGGCUUCAGUGAAGUUUGGCAGGAAAUUCUGAGACAAGUUCCCGUUGUCUUUCAGUAAGAAUGUCUUUGUUGGGCUCUUUCAAAGAUUUGUGUUUAAGGUCUCAAGACACACCUUGUCUUAUGCACAAUCAGAAGUAAUUGAGGCUUUUUUAACGCACAGCCUGAAAGAGCUCAUCCUUAGCUUUAAUCUGGUCUUAAUCAUUUAAAGCAGCAGCAUUAGACUAUUCCCAAAUAUGUGUAGUGUGUAAGCUGUGUAAUGUGUGUAGCAAAAGCCUUUAAAAUGUAGAGGUUUGCAUUGUGAUUAUCUUUUACAAAUUAACGGUCUGCUUGUAAAUAUUUUAUGCCUUUAGAAGAGUGUGUAAGAACAAAGAACUGUAUUUGAGUGAAAUAACUGUGAAAGAGAGUAGUAAAUACAAAAUAAUUUCUACCAAAAAUGUUGAAAAGCAGUGCACUUAGAGAAGAAUGAAAAGCUAAACCAAGCAAAGCGUGAUAUAACUAUAUGGACUGCAGAUACAGACUGCAGGCUCUGUAACUUUGUGAGAAAUAGAAAUGGUGACAUUGCAUUGCCAUGGCUUGCUUAGGGUUUUAGGUCUUACACUGCUUUUUGGCUGCAUUGUAGAAGUUCUUCCCUGAGGCUGUGUCUUUGAAAACUGCCAGCUAAGAUAUUUGUGUACUUGUAACUUAGUUCACAUGGUGGUGGCAUUUGGCAACAUUCCUUGCUAUUGUACAACAGACAGGCCUUAGGAACACAAAGGUUUGAGAAAACAGGGUAGCUGAACCCACACCAACCCUCAUGUCAGUGAUGUCACGUGAUUCUUGCUAUUUGGGGGGGAGGGGGGAAGUGGUUUUUAAUAGCCAUAGUCCAAGAAAAGUGAGCUUUAUCAUUUGCAUUUUAUCCUUAGCUAUUGUCAGUAUUGGUGCAAGGUACUGGUAAUUCAGGCAACUCCACUGUUGGAGGCCAUGGGAUUGCCCGUCAGUACAAAAACCUUCCAUUCUACUUUGAUUUCCUUUUCUUAUUUUGGAGCUGUGGGGAUAUUUUGUUAGUUCACUUUCCUGCUGUACUUAAAGCAGGCUUCCAAGAUUCAAAUAUAACACUGAUAAUAUAAUUUACAAAAUACCUAGGACUGAAGAGAAACAAAAAAAAAAACCCUAUUGUUGACACAAUCUUCAGUGGGCACAUUCCACUGGGAAGUUUUACGUAAGGCAUGUAUCGUGGAAGAUUUCAGAACAGAAUUUUAAAAUAGGACAAGUCAAGAGCUUAACAGCAGUGGACAUUAAACAACCAAGAAUAUGAUGUAUCCUUGAAGCUGGGAGAAGAUGGAGAAUAUUUCUUUAACCCUAAAAUAUUAGAAAAUUCCUUCAAACACACCCCAGAAUCCAAGCUUGUUACCAUCUAAGCUGAUUUGAGCAUACAAAAAACUGAAUAAGGUCUCCAUUUCAAUUGGUUUUAUGUGGAGCAAAGGCUACAAAGGGCACUUAACCUUUCAUUCAUAUUAUUUCAUUAAUUGGAAUGUUUGGGGUUUUUUUUCUGGAUUACAAAAUAAAUGCUAACCCAGCCACCUAUGGAGAAAAUAAAGGUUUUCACAAGCUGCUUACCAAGAGUCUUUUAUUGCCAACAGCCUUGUAGAGUAUUUGCCACUGAUUAGGUACCAUAAACAUUUUGAAAACUUUUAAUAAAAGAACUCAAACCUUUGA
Molecule: messenger RNA, 4607 nt
Organism: Myiozetetes cayanensis
Lineage: Eukaryota; Metazoa; Chordata; Aves; Passeriformes; Tyrannidae
Gene: S1PR3
Product: sphingosine-1-phosphate receptor 3
Exons: 2
Coding region: 282-1427 (381 amino acids)
Biological process (GO): G protein-coupled receptor signaling pathway
Cellular component (GO): membrane
Molecular function (GO): sphingosine-1-phosphate receptor activity
Source: RefSeq, a predicted model, not a curated record